Messenger RNA from Daldinia decipiens, 678 nucleotides. RefSeq lists its product as uncharacterized. Lineage: Eukaryota; Fungi; Ascomycota; Sordariomycetes; Xylariales; Hypoxylaceae. Bases 1 to 678 code for a protein of 225 amino acids. The transcript is spliced from 2 exons. The record is from RefSeq and is a predicted model, not a curated record.
AUGCCUUCGUCUCAUGGCCACGGCAGUAAGAAGCCCAAGAAAUAUAGGGGGUCUUCUAAGGAUAAAGAUUCGUCGGACAUGUAUAUGGAGCGUCACAAAUCUGAUCGGAGCCAUGUAUACGUUGUCCACGAGCGUGGUGUAGGCUCGGAAUCAUCAGGAUCCCACAGCUACUCCCAUAGUGGUCACCAUAGUGGUCACCAUGGAAGUCACUACGAAGACUCUGGAGGAGCGAACAACCCGUCGGCGGAGCCGGUCACUUCAGCUCAACCACCGGACCAACCAACUAUACCUGAAGAGCCGCCAGACGUGCCGCAACCUGCACCGAUGAACGAACAAGCCAGUUUUACUGACCAACCUGGAUAUCAGACCAUCAACCAACCAGUAUCCGGUGGUAGGUCAGUCCGCGUAUCAGUAGGAACCGGGUACACAGCGAAUGGAGUCGCGCCUCAAGCGGGUAAUUACUAUCCCCCCAGCCAAAACCCAUUCGCAAAUUAUAACAACCAGGCAGGGCCCAGUCAAGCAGUGGAUCCGGACUAUCCGGAAGACUAUCCGGAAGGGGAUCCGGGGAAUUACAAUGGCUUGGGACUCGGCUGGAGCCAACCGGACCCAUAUGGCAGGCAAUAUCUUCACGAGAAGAAGCACCGCAAGAAGCAUCAUCAUCACCAUCACCACCACUAG